UUUUUUUCUUCUUUGAAUGUCAGGAGACAUGGGCAUAUAUCAUGUGCAGAAAAGGAUGUGAGGCAGGUUAUUCAGCAGUACCUAGAGGAAACCUGCUUUCUCUUCAGCAGCUCUUCCUCCUAAAGAUUUGGGCUCAUCCAUGUUCCUUAAAUCCCUCUAAGGCUUCAUUCUGCUUUGCACCUUCACCUUUCAGAUCUCAGAAUCUUUUUUAAUGUGGAUUCCACCAGCUUCAGGUUAGGACAGGAGGGAAUGGAGUUCUUCAGUGUUGUUGGUAAGCCAGAAGGGAUAGCUGAAGACAGAAUUCCCAGCAAAAUUAAUUUCUGCCUGUAAAGAUCACACACUCAGUUGUGGGAUUUUUUUAACCUUCUUACUAACAAAUGAGUAAGUUACCAACCUGGAAUAUAUAUGUGUUUAAUUAUCAAAAAGUGGAUAAAACAAGUUACAAAACAAGAGAUGCUUUUGGGAAUCUGUAUUACCUCCCAUUUCCUGCUCUUAAAACUCUGAUAAUUCACACUAAACCUAAUGUUAAAAAUAAAUUAAAUUAAAUCAGAAGGCAAGCAUACUUUUGUCUUCCUUUGUUUUCCAGCAAGAAGACAGUUUUAAAAUAUCUAUUGUACUACCUCAGAUACACCAGGUAUUCUAAUCUGGGUUUACCAGACUGGGAGAAGAGAAGAAGCUACAAGCAAUUAUUUCUAUUACGGACGCUUUUGCCUCGCUUGGUGAUUUCUGAAAUAUAUUAGGAGAGCCCACUUUCCCCUGAUGUGGAUUUAGCAAACUGCUGACAGUGGAACAGAAACAGAGGCAGAAAUCAAGAAAAUAUAUUUUGUUACAAGGAAUAGAAGAAGAGAACACAGAUAUUCUUAGAAAGUUUAAAACAGAUGAAAAGCAGAAAAGAGACGAAAAUAGCAGUUCUAGGACUCCUGGUUUGGACUAAAACAAUACUUCAGAUGUUUGGAUUUAUUUUUAUGUAUCAAAUCAUAACCAUUACCUAACCACUGGAUCAGCUUCAAGUCUCCAAUAUUUGGCUGUCCAACUGCAUAUAAAGGUUUGACACUGUGGUCUCUCUUUUGUAUGUCUUUCUAUGGAGAGGAAGCUGAAAUCAUUGUGAAGACUAUCGCAGGGGAUGUUGUCAUGGAAGCGUUCAUUUAGCUCCAGCAAAGUACUAGUGAAAAAAAUUGCAGACCUAUGAGCAACCUUAGGAAGAAGGGAAGAAGAGAGUGGCAGUGAGAAACAGUGAUCAACGUUGCUGCUGAAUGGUUCAUUUUUUAUCACCAAACAUGAAGACAGCAUGUGAGAAGUGGAUCAUUUUUCUCUUGUUAGCCCUGCCCUGUCCUGUCAUAUCCUUCAGGAACAUCACAACAGGCUGCAGAAUUAUCCGACCACCACGAGAAGGAGGCAUUCGCUACCGAGGACUGACACCAGAACAAGUGCGCACAGUCGAAGUUCUUCCUGUAGACUAUGAAAUUGAGUAUGUAUGUCGGAAUGAGAGGAUAAUUUCAGGGCCCAAAGUGCGCAAAUGUUUGGAGAAUGGGACCUGGACAGACCUGGAAUUGCCUACACGAUGCUUGCGGAACUGCUCCAAAAUGUGGCUUAACUUGGAGAACGGACGAGCACAUGUCCACAGUAUGGAACUUACACCUGUCGAAGGUACAACUGUAGAGUACGAAUGUAGAAGUGGCUUCCAGCUUGUUGGCAGCAUACGGAGUCAGUGUACAAAAUCAGGACACUGGGACCAUCCCAAACCAUUUUGUGAACCAAAGCGCUCUGGAGGAAAUAGAAAGAAGUCCCUUCAUAUUGGCGCCUUUUUCCCCAUGAGUGGGGGCUGGCCUGGAGGGAGAGCAUGUCGACCUGCCAUCGAAAUGGCAUUGGAAGAUGUAAAUAAAAGGAAAGACAUUCUCCCGGACUAUGAACUGAAACUCAUCCACAGGGACAGCAAGUGUGACCCAGGAGUGGCUACCAAAUUUCUAUAUGAGUUGAUUUAUCAAAAGCCACCCAAGAUUGUUCUUAUGCCUGGCUGCAGUAGUGUCUCCACCCUUGUAGCCGAAGCUGCUCCCAUUUGGAACCUGGUUGUGCUCUCUUAUGGAUCCAGCUCUCCAGCACUGUCCAACAGACAAAGGUUCCCAACCUUCUUCCGGACUCACCCUUCUGCCACACUUCACAAUCCAGCUCGUGUUCAACUCUUCAAAAAAUGGCGGUGGACAAAGAUUGCCACAAUACAGCAAACUACAGAAGUCUUCACAACAACUUUGGAUGACUUGGAGGAAAGAGUGAAGGAGGCUGGGAUAGAGAUCAGUGUACGGCAAAGUUUCUUGACAGAUCCUGCAGUGGCAGUCAAAAACUUAAAGAGACAAGAUGCAAGAAUCAUUGUUGGGCUGUUUUAUGAAACAGAAGCUCGCAAGGUAUUUUGUGAGGUAUUCAAAGAGAAGCUUUAUGGGAAGAAAUAUGUCUGGUUCCUAAUUGGUUGGUAUGCUAAUGAUUGGUACGAGCUUGAAGAUCCAGCCAUCAACUGUACAAAAGAGAACAUGUCAGAGGCUGUUGAGGGUCAUGUGACCACAGAAAUUGUAAUGCUUAAUCCAGAGAACACCAGAGGAAUCUCAAAUUUGACAUCACAAGAAUUUAUACAAAAAAUGAUGGAAAUCCUGGGGGAAGAUGCAGAACGGACUAGUGGUUAUCAGGAAGCUCCCCUUGCUUAUGAUUCCAUCUGGGCCCUGGCUCUGGCGCUCAACAAAACUGCACAUGAACUUGAAAACAAAAAUAAAAAUAAACCUGACAAUGAAAAGUUGUAUCUGGAAGAUUUCACGUACUCAGCUCGUAACAUAACAGAUGAGUUUUACAAAGCAAUGAAUGCAUCCUCCUUUGAUGGUGUUUCGGGGCAUGUCGUAUUUGAUGCAACUGGUUCUAGAAUGGCCUGGACGAUGAUCGAACAGCUGCAGGGUGGGAAGUACACUACGAUAGGGUACUAUGACAUCACCAAGGACAACCUCUCCUGGUACAACAAUGAUAAAUGGAUUGGGACCUCUCCUCCUGCUGAUCACACAAAGGUGAUCCCAGCUUUCCGGCACCUUUCUCAGAAGCUCUUUGUUUCAAUGUCUAUACUCGCUGGCAUGGGAAUAUUGAUGGGAAUUGUCUGUUUGACCUUCAAUAUCUACAACAGCCAUGUCCGGUACAUUCAGAACUCCCAACCCUACCUGAAUAAUAUGACAGCGCUGGGUUGUAUCUUGGCAUUGGCUGCAGUCUUCCCAAUGGGACUAGAUGGAUACCACAUCAAAACGUGGCACUUCCCAUUCAUCUGCCAGAUACGGUUGUGGCUUCUGGGUCUUGGAUUUGGCCUAGCUUAUGGGAGCAUGUUCACCAAGAUUUGGUGGGUCCACACCUUAUUCACUAAAAAAGAGGAGAAGAAGGAGAAAAGGAAGCAACAUUUAGAGCCCUGGAAGCUGUAUGCAACUGUCAGUGUCCUUAUGGCAAUUGAUGUCCUGUCUCUGGCCAUCUGGCAGAUCGUAGACCCACUACACCGUACUGUGGAGGAGUUCACCAAGGAGGCGCCAAAGGAAGAUAAAGAUGUGCUAAUCUUACCGCAGCUGGAGCACUGCAGUUCCAAAAAGAUGAGCACUUGGCUGGGGAUCAUUUAUGGCUACAAGGGUCUCCUUCUGCUCCUGGGCAUUUUCCUGGCCUAUGAGACCAAGAGUGUCUCUACAGAGAAGAUUAAUGACCACCGUGCUGUGGGCAUGGCCAUCUACAAUGUGGCAGUACUGUGUCUUAUCACUGCUCCAGUGACCAUGAUUCUAAGCAGCCAGCAGGAUGCGUUGUUCACCUUCAGUGCUCUCGCAAUCAUUUUCUCAGCUUAUAUUACACUUGUGGUUCUCUUCUUACCCAAGAUGCGCCGACUGAUCACAAGAGGGGAGUGGCAGGCAGAACAUCAAGACACCAUGAAGACCGGAUCUUCCAUAAACAACAAUGAGGAAGAGAAGUCCCGCCUUCUGGAGAAGGAAAACCGUGAACUGGAAAAAAUUAUUGCUGAGAAAGAAGAGCGUAUCACAGAGCUUCGUAGAAACCUUUUUGAGAGAAAGCAGCUACGAUCACGCCGUCAUUCCUCUACAAAUACACCAAAGGAGGGCUUUGAUAACCACUUUAACUCUUCCAGUCCCAUCUCUUCACUCUACCAGCCUGGUCUACCUCUUGUUAAGUGCUUGGUAUCUUCAGAUCAGAGUGACAAACUUGGCCCAAACAGCUGUGAUGGCAGUCGAGUCCACCUGCUGUACAAGUGAAGCUACCCAUGUAGGAAAUAGUUGGCUGCAUCUCCCUGCACUCCAAAUCAUGCACUCAGGGACACUUAAUAAAAGUGCUUGUAUGAAGAAGAAGCUCAUGAUGACUCAGGAUUUGAAAUAACAGAAUAACAACACAGGGGUACAGGCACUCUUUAUACCCUUCCCAUGACUUUGUACCAAGCAAAAAAGCAAAGGGAAUUUUAUUAAAUUGGCUAGUAAAUACAGCAACACCCAUUGGGUGGUAGUGUAGAAAGACAAAAGAGUCCUGAUAAGAGUGAACCGUCUGUUCCAUCUGGAUGGUGAAGUAUUAUCUGCUAUUGUAAGCUACGUUUAAUCAGUUGGUGCCUCACUCAGGUGCUGUGCUGUACAAUCUGUCUGACCCCAGUGUUACCAUAUUAAGAUUUCAGUAUGGUUAUCAGCAGCAAGUAUUCCAGUCAUGCAGGAAUAAAUGCAUUUUUAUUUGGAAUGGUCCACGACUAGAACAAUGUGUCAAAGUAAUCUUACAGACCUCAUCAGAGCAAAAUUAUAAACCUCACCAUGGCAGUGGUAUCCAGACGUGGAUUAACUGUAAUGCUGCAAAUGUUUUGUGCAUAUUAGCAAAGAUGACAUUCUAAGUCUGAAUGCGCUGUCACUGCUGUGUGGUCAGUGGGAACAGCAAGGCGUAAAAGUAAUGCAGAUAAUGUUGGAGGAACAAUGGAUGAGUGUGCAUGUUACAUACACAGCUAAUGUUACUCUGUUUAACAAAUUCUACUUUAGUAUGUCGGUAAAAACAGAAUAUGUUUCUGUUGGCUGAAGAUUGUUCUGAUCUGGUUGGUAUUUGUACACUGGUUCCUUGUUGCAUCUUUUUGAUUCCCACAUAUUGACUAAGUGCAGGUCAUGCACCAGCACUCAAGUGUCGUACACAUUCUUUUUUGACAUAGAAUUCUGACUUGCAGGAAGCGGCAUCAGAUACUCUUCUGAGCACAACCUAAAGUACAAGGUUUUGAAACAAAAAAGGGAAUAAGUUAUCUGAUUAUAUGGUCUAAGCUGCCUGUAAUGACUGUUACAAUAUCAAGGUAGUCAUCGAGGAAAACUGAAAGAUAAAAAAGGCUGAAGCCAUAAAAAGCACUAAGGAGACUGCAUGUAACAUAAUGAAUAAGUGUGUUGGAGUAUGGAGGAGUAAUACACAGGAUUACAACUGUCCCUGCAAGGAUAUUGCACCCUGGACCCAUUCCUCUGUAUUCUGGGAAGUGAGAAAAGUCAUUUAUGAAAAUAUUAGCUAACCCUACUUAACAGGACAAGCCACUUCUAACUAUAUAACUGGAAAUAAUUUCUAGUAAAAAGUGUAUUUAUAUGUGACAAUCAGUACCGAUGAUGAGAUAAGCAACUAAUAUGCAAUUAAUAUUUGUGCAGCACAAAGUUUAUCAGGAUCUUCACAUUAGAAUAUACAGCAUCUUUUUUAAGAUACAUUUUGUUUCUGUGUAGAUAAGGUGCAAAGACAGUUGCACAUGCAAUGUGGUACCUAGAUAGGGCGGUAUUAACAUGUACAUGCAAUAUGAGCUGAAUGUUUUUGGAAUUGUGAAAUGCUUAACUUUCGAGAUCCUGUUAUUUUAUGGUAAAAAGCCCUAUUCAUCUUUUUCCAUUUUUAUUAUAGUUAUGCCACCGAUGAUAUCAUUUGAUGGAGUUUUGUGAAUGUUUUGUUUACCAGCCAUGGGUACCAUCUUGUAAUAUUAUGCAGUCUUUAGAACUGUGAAUUAAUAAGUAGCUCAGAAUCUGUAAACUGCUAUGAAAUUAUACCAUUAAUUAUCCAAGAAAUGCCCAUAAUAGACCUUUUAAUCUUU
Protopterus annectens (West African lungfish) is the source of this 6085-nucleotide messenger RNA. RefSeq names its product gamma-aminobutyric acid type B receptor subunit 1-like. The record is from RefSeq and is a predicted model, not a curated record. Gene Ontology annotation, molecular function: G protein-coupled GABA receptor activity. Gene Ontology annotation, biological process: gamma-aminobutyric acid signaling pathway; G protein-coupled receptor signaling pathway. The transcript is spliced from 26 exons. Bases 1254 to 4265 code for a protein of 1003 amino acids. Lineage: Eukaryota; Metazoa; Chordata; Ceratodontiformes; Protopteridae. Gene Ontology annotation, cellular component: membrane; G protein-coupled receptor heterodimeric complex.